Messenger RNA from Thamnophis elegans (Western terrestrial garter snake), 1069 nucleotides. RefSeq lists its product as uncharacterized. Bases 1 to 1038 code for a protein of 345 amino acids. Gene Ontology annotation, biological process: DNA recombination; DNA integration. NCBI's taxonomy places the organism in Eukaryota, Metazoa, Chordata, Lepidosauria, Squamata, Natricidae. The record is from RefSeq and is a predicted model, not a curated record. Gene Ontology annotation, molecular function: DNA binding. The transcript has a single exon.
AUGAUUCAGGCCUCUAGACGACCUUCCACCAUCAGAAUCUACGAGGCAACUUGGUCGGCCUUCUCCCGUUGGUGCCUCAACCAUCACCUUGAGGCAUCCUCCGCAACCAUUCCGCAAGUCCUUGAAUUCCUACAGGACGGUUUGGACAAGGGGCUGGCGCCAAACACUCUCCGCAGACAGGUGGCGGCUCUGAGCACCAUUCUGUCUUCUGACACUCAGUUACUGAUUUCCCGGCAUCCUCAGGUAAAAGGGUUCCUGAAGGGGGAAUCCAACUUGUGUCCGCCUCCCAUCCAUAGGUACCCUACCUGGGACUUGACUGUCGUUCUGCAGGCGCUUACCGUGCCACCAUUCGAACCUUUGCGGAUGGUGGGCCUACGCCACCUGACUCUAAAGGCUGCCUUUCUGGUCACCAUCACCUCAGCCCGCAGGAUAUCGGAGUUGGCCGCCUUAUCCAUUAGAGGUGACCUUUGUAUUUUCCACCCCGAUAGGGUCAUCUUAAGAUUGGAUCCGGCCUUCAUCCCGAAGAUUAACACCGUCUUCCACAGGGCGCAGGAGAUGAUACUCCCGGACUUUUGUCCUCAACCCAGGCACCAGAGAGAAGUGACAUGGCACAAGCUAGACGUGCGGAGGGCGGUGCGCAUCUACAUCAAAAGGACUGCUCCCUUCCGUAAGUCGGAAGCCUUAUUUGUGUCUUUCCAGCCGGCUUCCAUGGGGAAGAAAGUCACGUCCUCUACCAUCGGACGCUGGCUUAGAGUGAGCAUCAAGAUGUCUUAUGAGACUCAGGCCAGACCGAUUCCUUCGCGUAUCACAGCACACUCUACGAGGAGCGCAGCGACCUCGGCCGCCUGGGCUACUCAAGCACCGAUUGAAGAAAUCUGCUGUGCUGCGAUGUGGUCUGGCCCAUUUCCGUUCAUCCGUAACUAUAGACUUGACACUUUCGCCUCCGCUGAGCCGUCCUUUGGGAGGAGAGUUCUACAGAGGGUCGUGGCAAGCAAUGUGGCCCCGGACAUUUCUUCUUCCCUCCCGACUUCGACAUAGCUUUGGCAUGUCCCGUGCUUGGACACUCCAA